Molecule: messenger RNA, 1683 nt
Organism: Purpureocillium lilacinum
Lineage: Eukaryota; Fungi; Ascomycota; Sordariomycetes; Hypocreales; Ophiocordycipitaceae
Biological process (GO): prolyl-tRNA aminoacylation
Cellular component (GO): aminoacyl-tRNA synthetase multienzyme complex; cytoplasm
Molecular function (GO): ATP binding; proline-tRNA ligase activity
Source: RefSeq, a predicted model, not a curated record
AUGGACGGUGCCGUAGAACCCUCCAAGAGCGCCCUGAAAAAGGCCGAGAAGCAGGCCAAGCUCGCCGCUGAGAAGGCAGCCAAAGCCGCCAAGAAGACUACCGUCCCCGUUGUUGGCGGUAAGAAGGCCGAGAAGAAGGCCGACGACAUCAUCGGCAUCACCGUCUCCAAGGCGGAAAACUUCCCAGCAUGGUACCAGGAGGUUGUUCUCAAGUCCGACAUGGUCGAGUACUACCAGGAGAUCUCGGGCUUCUUCGUCCUGCGUCCCCUGGCCAUGCACGUCUGGAGCGAGAUCCGCAAGUGGUUCAGCGGACACAUUGAGGAGAUGGGCGUCGACGAGGUCAGCUUCCCGCUGUUCCUGUCCUCCAAAUCGCUGGAGAAGGAAAAGGACCAUGUCGAGGGUUUUGCCCCUGAGCUGGCAUGGGUCACCAAGGCCGGCGAUAAGGACCUCGAGGUCCCGGUUGCGAUUCGUCCCACCUCCGAAGCCGUCAUGUACCCCUACUACUCCAAGUGGAUUCGCAGCCACCGAGAUCUUCCCUUGCGACUGAACCAGUGGAACUCGGUCGUCCGGUGGGAGGCCAAGCAGACGACUCCCUUCCUCCGAACCCGAGAGUUCCUGUGGCAGGAGGGCCAUACCGCACACCUGACAGAGGACCUCGCCGGCAAGGAGGUCCUGGAGAUUCUCGAGCUGUAUGCUGGUGUCUACGAGCAGCUUCUUGCUCUCCCCGUCGUUCGCGGCACUAAGACGGAGAAUGAGAAGUUUGCCGGUGGCUACUACACCACGACGGUGGAGGGAUACGUGCCUGCCAAUGGUCGCGGCAUUCAAGGUGCCACGUCCCACUGUCUGGGUCAGAACUUCAGCAAGAUGUUCGACAUCACUGUGGAGGACCCGCACAACAAGGGCCAGCACGUCCACGUGUGGCAGAACUCGUGGGGUCUGUCGACUCGCGUCAUUGGCGUUAUGGUCAUGGUACAUGGCGACGACAAGGGUCUUGUUCUCCCUCCCCGCGUUGCCAAGAUCCAGACUAUCCUCAUUCCCGUCGGUAUCAAUAAGAGCACCACCCCCGAGGACCGGAAGAAGCACGAGGAGCAAGUCGACAGCAUCAGGAAAACGCUGAGGAAGGCGGGCGUCCGCGCUGAUUCUGACUGGAGAGAGGGCUACACUCCUGCGUGGAAGUUCAACGACUGGGAGCUCAAGGGCGUUCCCCUGCGAAUCGAGUUCGGUCCCAAGGACGCCGCUAAGGAGGUGGUGAGCUGGGCGAGACGAGACACGGGCGAGAAGGGCGUUUUCCCUAUCGCCGAGGUGGGCACCAAGGUGCCAGAGCUGCUGGAGACGAUCCAGAAGGACAUGUACACUAAGGCUGAGGCAUCUUUCCGGGAGCAUCGCCUCAAGAUCACCAAGUGGGAGGAUGUUCUCCCAGCCCUGGACGACAAGAACGUUGUCCUCAUUCCGUUCUGCCUGGACGGCAAAUGCGAGGACCGCAUCAAGGAGCUGACGACGCGGGUCGACGAGCACCCUGAUCUCCCCGACAACCAGAAGCUUCCCUCGAUGGGCAUGAAGAGCUUGUGCAUCCCCUUCGACCAGCCUACUGGAGACGAGCUCGUGCCCGGCGAGACGGCCUGCCUCAACCCCGAGUGCAAGGGCAAGGCGCAGAAGUGGGUCAUGUUUGGACGCAGCUACUAA